Hippocampus zosterae (dwarf seahorse) is the source of this 656-nucleotide messenger RNA. It is a transcript of the gene rpl27, whose product is annotated as ribosomal protein L27. Gene Ontology annotation, cellular component: cytosolic large ribosomal subunit; ribosome. The record is from RefSeq and is a predicted model, not a curated record. Gene Ontology annotation, molecular function: structural constituent of ribosome. The coding region runs from base 79 to 489 and encodes 136 amino acids. Gene Ontology annotation, biological process: translation. The transcript has 5 exons. NCBI's taxonomy places the organism in Eukaryota, Metazoa, Chordata, Actinopteri, Syngnathiformes, Syngnathidae.
UGCACGUGCGGGUCAAAGUUCGCUAAAACCUCCUUCGCUUCCUUUCUUACCAGCGGAGGCCAUACAAACAGUUCCAAAAUGGGCAAGUUCAUGAAACCCGGAAAGGUGGUGAUGGUCCUCGCUGGACGCUACGCCGGGCGCAAAGCUGUCAUCGUUAAGAAUAUUGACGACGGCACGGCCGACCGACCUUAUAGCCACGCCCUGGUGGCCGGCAUCGACCGCUACCCCCGCAAGGUGACCGCCCCCAUGGGGAAAAAGAAGAUCGCCAAGAGGUCCAAGAUCAAGGCCUUCGUCAAGGUCUACAACUACAACCACCUCAUGCCCACCAGAUACUCCGUGGACAUCCCCCUGGACAAAACGGUGGUCAACAAGGAUGUAUUCAGGGAUCCCGCUCUCAAAUCAAAAGCCAGACGUGAGGCCAAGGUUAAAUUUGAAGAGAGGUACAAGACCGGUAAGAACAAGUGGUUCUUCCAGAAGCUCAGAUUCUAAAUUCUCCAGAUUUCACAAAUAAAACUGUAAAAAAAAAAAUCAAAAGUGUGUGCUAAGCUCUUUGUGCCCUGACAAUUGAGAAUGAGAUCAAGAGUUCGGUAAUAUUUGCAGUUUGAAUGUAGCUGUUUUUUGGGCAAAUUUUUUUGUCAUUAAAUAAUUUAGUUGUA